This is a messenger RNA of Terrapene triunguis (Three-toed box turtle), 4082 nucleotides long. RefSeq names its product solute carrier family 37 member 3 (gene SLC37A3). Gene Ontology annotation, cellular component: endoplasmic reticulum membrane. The transcript is spliced from 15 exons. Bases 154 to 1659 code for a protein of 501 amino acids. Gene Ontology annotation, molecular function: transmembrane transporter activity. Gene Ontology annotation, biological process: transmembrane transport. The record is from RefSeq and is a predicted model, not a curated record. Lineage: Eukaryota; Metazoa; Chordata; Testudines; Emydidae.
CUGGCCUGGAGAUGCUGGCAGGUGAGCUGCGUUGACGUGGAAGGAGUCGGUGGGAAGCUUCUCAGCGCCUACAAAGGGAGUGAGAAGAGAAAUGACCUAAACUAACUUCCAGCCUUUGAGGCCAAGGGCCAGAAGGAGGGCGAGGCCAGAAGUAUGGCUGUGCCUAGGAAUUUGCGAAGGCAGCCUGCAGAUGCGUCCCUUGUGUCCCAUUGCACUCAUCACCACAUUGCUGUGUUCCUGCUUACCUUCUUCAGUUACUCCCUGCUCCAUGCUUCCAGAAAGACAUUCAGCAAUGUCAAGGUCAGCAUUUCCAGCCAAUGGACUCCUUCCGACAUCAAUACCACAGCCCUGGAGCUCCAGCCAUAUGAGCUCUGGAACAGUAGCCAUUUAUUUCCCAAUGCAGAAGAAGCCACUCUUUUCCUGGGGAUGUUGGACACUAUCUUUCUCUUUUCCUAUGCCGUGGGUCUCUUUGUCAGUGGCAUAGUUGGGGAUCGCCUGAAUUUACGAUGGGUCUUGUCUUUCGGCAUGUGCUCCUCUGCUUUAGUGGAGUUUGUAUUUGGCACUCUCACAGAAUGGCUGCAUUUCUACAACAAAUGGUUCUACUGCUGCCUCUGGGUUGUGAAUGGCUUGCUGCAGUCCACUGGCUGGCCCUGUGUUGUUGCCAUCAUGGGCAACUGGUUUGGAAAAGCUGGGAGGGGUUUUGUUUUUGGACUCUGGAGUGCCUGUGCAUCAGUGGGGAACAUUCUGGGAGCAUUCCUCGCCUCCUGUGUUCUGCAGUAUGGCUAUGAGUAUGCCUUCCUGGUGACAGCAUCGGUGCAGUUUGCUGGAGGAAUCAUUGUCUUCUUUGGACUUUUGAUUUCCCCGAAAGAAGUGGGCCUCCCUGAGCUUGGAGAAGAACAGGAGGGCAGUGCUGAAGAAGAUGCAAACAAACCCUUAAUCAGCAAUAAUGAGGAGGAUGAGGAUGAUCAAAAUUACUCUAUUCAAGCACCUGAUACUAGCAACCAGCCCAAGGCCAUUGGCUUUUUCCAAGCUUGUUGUCUACCAGGUGUUCUACUGUAUUCCCUGGCCUAUGCCUGCUUGAAACUAGUGAAUUACUCCUUCUUCUUCUGGCUGCCGUUCUACCUCAGCAACAACUUUGGAUGGAAGGAGGCUGAAGCUGACCAGCUUUCAAUUUGGUACGAUGUGGGAGGAAUCAUAGGUGGGACAAUCCAAGGCUUGAUUUCCGAUAUGCUACAGAAGCGAGCUCCAGUGCUAGUGAUCAGCUUGCUUCUGGCUAUUGGGUCUCUCUUUGGAUACAGUCGUUCUCCAAACAGCAAACCCAUCAACGCGUUCAUCAUGGCCAUUACAGGAUUUUUCAUUGGAGGCCCAUCUAACAUGAUCAGCUCUGCGAUUUCCGCUGACCUGGGACGUCAAGAAUUGGUCAAAGGAAACAGUGAGGCUCUGGCAACAGUCACAGGAAUUGUGGACGGAACUGGGAGCAUUGGAGCUGCAGUGGGCCAGUAUCUAGUUUCUUUGAUCCAGGACAAUCUGGGAUGGAUGUGGGUUUUCUAUUUCUUCAUUCUUAUGACAAGUUCAACAAUCCUGUUCAUCUCACCCUUACUAGUGAGGGAAAUUAGAUUGCUCCUGUAUGAGAGACGCUUGCGUAUGCGGACUGGGUGACUGCCACUUCCCUUCAGCGGGACUGUCCAAGGAAAAUCAACAACUGGGAGACAAAUCAAAAUUCUGGGAGGUUUAUGUUUGUUUUCUUUUCUCCCCCUCCUGCCCUGCAAGUUUGGACUAAUUCAGAAUGUGCCACAAGGUUUUGCAGAACAGCCUUUGAGAACUUGCUGUUGGAAUACCAAAUACCCAAAUGGAUUGAGGCCAUCUGCAACAUGGAGCUGCUGUUCCAAGAUAGAGGAAUUAAUCAGUUUGGCUCUAGUCCCACCGGAGCCUUUCAAGUCAGCAAGUGCGCUCUUUCCUCCUGGUUUGUGGUCCCAUUGCCAUAACCUUUACUGAUUAUUUCUGGAUGUCCUGACAAGUGUCAGAUAUUGAAAACUGAAGAUGGGGAGUCAAUCUUACAGUGAAUGGUGAGACCUCGUUAUGCUGGGGAAACCGUACAGCCCACUUCAUGAAUAUUCUGAAGUUCUUUCUUGCUUUGGUUUAGAAGAAUGGGCAAAAAGUUUCUUUGGAAUCGGAUGCAUUUGUGCUGUCCAGGUGUCCUGAAAAUACCUUUGCUAAAUCUAUACACAGAUUAAUCUCCACUAUCCUCGGUUAAUAACCCUCCCAUAUACAGAUAAUUUCUCCAUCAGAAGCUAACUCCAUGCUUGAUCUAUUUAUUAUUGUUGUUGCGAAACCCUGCGAUUUCUGAAUAUUUAAGUAGCCAAAUACUGUAGAAUAGGGGGGAUAAUCAUCUUUUAACACUAAUUUUCAAGGAUUGCAAUAAACUUUAUAGAUCUAACAGCGGCCACUUAAAUGGCUUUGAGGAUUGGGACUGGGAUACAGAUUCUUUUACCAGUUGGCUGUCAGAUCAGUUGUGACCUGAAGUCAUUGCUCUCUGCAUUUGAUGGCUAUUUGGGUGACACUCCUUGAAAGAAGCUGGUGUCAUCGGUCCUGUUCUCUGUGGACACUUGGCCAUUUAUCCUUCCUCAGCACAGCAGACCCAGGAUUGAAUGAAGUGAGUCUGAACUAUUCCUCUGCCUUUAUAUGUGAUGCUUCUGGGUUAGGAUUGAGGCAUAUUAGUGGGGUAGUGUGACGAAGCUGACACUGCAUUGCCCAGGCUUUAUUGACAUGAUGGACAGACAGAAACCUUCAGGCUCCAGGGCUGUCAGUCUGAUAACUCAUAAGAAAAAUAGAUGUAAGCCAGCUACAAAAGUAUGUAAUUCUAUUCUAUGCUUAACACCGUUGCAUCUGAGCACCUUCCCAUAGUGCAUUAAGCAAAUGACUAACAUCUGUCACAUGUUGGUUAAUGAAGUUAUUUGAAUCAUUUUACAACCUCUCAGCUGCUUUUUAUAUUUUUUUCUGUCUGUUGCCACGGGUGACUUUUCUUGUAUUCACAUAGACACUUUUUAACCAACAAGAUUUCUGAUCAAAUAUUCAAUCCAAUCAAUUGUUGCUGCCUGGAUGGAAAAAUUCUUAGGUAACUGAGAAUUUGAAAAAAAAGGAACUUUUUAAAAUAGAAAAACUGCCUUUUUUUUAAACUUAGUGUACAGUGGGUUUUUUUUAAAUGUCUGAAUGUAAAUGUUUAAUCAUGUGAUUAAUGUGGGAAAUUGUUAGUGCCUUAUUGUAUUGAAUUGUUGCUCAGAGAUUGUUUGCUGAUCCUGCAGUGCCAACUGUUUUCACAGCUUCGCUUACUGGGAAAACAUGGUUGCUCUAUUUCUUCUAUGGUUUCUGAAAGUCCUCCUUCUUUGUCUGAGAUGUUUUCUGCUUUUAGAUCUCGUCCUCUCUGCUUUUAGUUAACCUUCAGACAGUCCAGUGGUUGGGGAGAAGGCACAGUUAAUCAUAUAAGGGACCCAUGUUAUUGUCUCCUCUUCCCACCCUUAUUCCAAUUUUUGCCAUUUUAAUUCGGGAUGAUCCUGAGGAGAUGCUGUUCGGGGACCUACCCUUGUGCCCUCAACUCAUUGGGGCACUUAGCUUAGUAUUCAGAUCCCAAACCAGUCCUUAGUCCAUUUCCAAAUGGAUGCGAACUCCUUGAAAUUCAUGUUGAAAUUGUGGUGGCACUGUUUGCCCAGUCUGUUGUUCAUGUGUCUGAGAAUGGAGGUUUUGGAUUCCAGGCUUUGGUUGACUGUCGAGGUGCCAAGUAAGUUCUGACAGAAAUGAAGAUUGCAGCCUUCAGAGCAAAUCACUUCAUGUCAAAUUGGUUGCAAACUCCAUCUGCACACUAAGCGACAGAGUAUGUGCAACUGUUCAGAGGGUAUUUUGGAGCACGGCAUAUUUAUUGCUAAUACUUGAUUGGCUGUGCAUUCCACCCAAGUCUUAAUAUAUUUAUUUUUACACCAGACCCUUUGGCUGGUGUAUUUCCUCAAGCAGUGGCGAUGAGAAAUGUUUUGAUUCUGAUAAUGUCAAAUCAAUGUCAUCUGAAUAAAUCAUUAUUUUUGGUGAACUCA